AGCAAAAGAAGAAGAAAUCAACGUCACUUCCUGUCUUGUGCAGAAGCUACAAGGACUAAACAUGGCAGCGGAGAUAUCAACGAAAGAGCAGCUGUUGUCUGUGCUGGAUGAUUUGGAGGUUUUAUCCCGGGAGCUGAUCGAGAUGUUGGCUCUGGCCAGGGGUCAGAAACUGCCUCAGCCGGGAGAGGACACCCAGAUCCUGGAGCUGCUGGUGCAGCGGGACCGGGAGUUCCAGGAGCUGAUGGAGGUGGCUCAGCAGCAGGGGAAGGUGCACCAGGAGAUGCAGCUGCUGGAGAAGGAGGUGGAGAAGAGAGACAGCGACAUCCAGCAGCUCCAGAAGCAGCUGAAGGAGGCAGAACACCUCCUGGCCACUGCUGUUUACCAGGCCAAAGAAAAACUCAAAUCCAUUGACAGAGCCAGGAAAGGAAGCAUCUCAUCAGAAGAAAUCAUCAAAUACGCUCACAGGAUCAGUGCCAGUAACGCAGUGUGUGCUCCUCUCAAUUGGGUGCCAGGUGAUCCACGCCGGCCCUACCCUACUGACCUGGAAAUGCGUAGUGGGAUGCUGGGUCACAUGGCCAACCUACCAACCAAUGGCAUGAACGGACACCUGCCAGGUGACGCUCUGGCUGCUGGGAGGUUACCAGAUGUCCUGACACCUCACUACCCCUGGCAGUCCUCGGACGUCUCUGUGGGGAUGCUUCCUCCCCAGCAUGGCAAUGACUUCGGCCUGGAGCCUCCGGGUCACAACAAGGAGAACGAGGAUGACGUGGAGGCCAUGUCGACUGACUCCUCCAGCAGCAGCAGUGACUCUGACUGAAGGACAGAGAGUGGGCGGGAGGUCGCCACUGAGCAGCGCGAUCUCAGGACUCUUCACCUCUGGUCAUUUCAAACAACAUCAUUUAAGACUCAUAGAUAGACAAGUAUGUGGAAGGACAAAAUUAAGGUUAAUUUAAAAUCUUUCAUAUCUAUAUACUCGAAGUAUAUGUGCUCUAGAGGCUGAGAAGUUCUGGGUUUGCUGUCAGUGCUGCCUCAGUGUGACAGUAGAGGAAAAACAUUGAUUUAAAGAUCAAUAUAAAGGCUCCUUUAUCAUUAAACCAUAACCAUUUGUUAUCAUUCUGCCGGCUGAGGUCUGGAGUUCCCCACUAUUCUUAUUUUAAAAGGUGCCACCAUUUCUUUAAGUUUGAAGAAUGAGUCUGUUCAGAGGUUUUAGUCUUCCUCUUACAAAAAAGGCUCCACUCUUGUCUUGACUUGGAACAGUAGCAUCAGCUGCAUUCGUUUUGUUCGCAUCUCAUUUGGCUGAGGAUUGUUGCGUUGUUACUUUGUGGUAACACUUUCAAAGACCCUGUGUUUUAGAGCUAAUUUCCUCAUUUCAUACAAACCAGCUGUAAAUUACAGGGAUGUUUCCAAGAAAGGGCUUUGUGAUUUGGUUAUAAUUAUAAGGGAAGCUGUUUCCAGUUUUUAUGCUAAGCUGAGCUAACCAGCUGCUGGCUAUAGCUUUAGCUUCAGAUUUGGUGCACUGAUAUCAGAAUGGGAUUGGGCUGCUUCCAAGGAGGAAAGUAAAUAAGCAUAUUUCCAGCUUUUCCUGCAACAUCCUGUGUUGCACCAGUUUGACAAAGAGUGGCUUCUAACCUUAGUUUGCAGCUUGAAGAGACUGAAUGCAAAGUAAAACAAACAGAAGAAGUCCCUCUCUGUGCCUCUGUGUGAGGAGAGAACUGUUGUCUUUGUGAAAACUCCCACUGAGACUAGAGGAAGAAAACCAAAGCCGCAGUGACUCCUGUUGCUCUCUGGUGACCCCUGUUGGAAGCGCAGUGUAUGUGACAUCACUCAGCUGCAGCCUGUGUGCUCUCACUCGUGUAAUUAUAACAGUAUGGACAAAUGCUCCUCAUUUACCUCUGUAAAUAACCUUGUACAUACUCGGCCUUGUAAAUAAAUACUUUCUGAAUAGAAACUGCAUCUGUGAUUAUGAGUGUGGCCCUGUUUGGGUCACCUGGCUCAGUUAAUAGAGCCAUGCUAUGUGUGCUCAUGUCUUCAUAUGUAAAGAUUCCAUGAACCAUUACCAGAACUAGUACUUAUAGAUAAAUAGCUGCUUUAUUGAUCCUGAGGGAAAUUAAGAUGGUGAUACCUGCAGAGAGAGUGAAAUGGAAGCUGGUGUGGUUGAAUAACAUGGUGUACCUUUCAUCUUGUGUGGAAAAGGAAAACUGUUUUCUCUUAAAUAAGUUGAAAUCCACAAGUCAUUGUAUCCACUAUAUACCACAGAACAGGCUUGUUGUUUUUGGUUUUUCUGUG
Messenger RNA from Monopterus albus (swamp eel), 2286 nucleotides. It is a transcript of the gene med4, whose product is annotated as mediator complex subunit 4. NCBI's taxonomy places the organism in Eukaryota, Metazoa, Chordata, Actinopteri, Synbranchiformes, Synbranchidae. Gene Ontology annotation, biological process: regulation of transcription by RNA polymerase II. The coding region runs from base 62 to 817 and encodes 251 amino acids. Gene Ontology annotation, molecular function: transcription coregulator activity. Gene Ontology annotation, cellular component: core mediator complex; mediator complex. The record is from RefSeq and is a predicted model, not a curated record. The transcript is spliced from 7 exons.